Molecule: messenger RNA, 1312 nt
Organism: Ipomoea nil (Japanese morning glory)
Lineage: Eukaryota; Viridiplantae; Streptophyta; Magnoliopsida; Solanales; Convolvulaceae
Product: protein EXORDIUM-like 3
Exons: 2
Coding region: 26-1048 (340 amino acids)
Source: RefSeq, a predicted model, not a curated record
AGAUAGCUAGGCUACUCCCACUAAAAUGCGCCGGUGUUGCAUUUUCCGGUUUGUCGUUCUCCUUGUCGGAGUGUUCUUCCUGUGCGCGCCGCCGGUUAGUGGGUGGCGGCCAUGGCACAACAAGAAUUACAGUGCCACCGACUUUAUGUUUGGUGGGUCUAAGAAGUACGAGGGCUCCUCGGAUCUCAUCCACUUGAAGUACCAUAUGGGCCCUGUUCUCACAGCCAAUAUCACCGUUUAUCCGAUAUGGUAUGGGCGGUGGACGAACGCCCAGAAGCGGAUUAUUCGGGAGUUCGUUACUGCAAUCUCCGCCGCUGAUUCCAAACCGCCGUCCGUCGCCGGGUGGUGGAAGACGGUUCAGCUGUAUACUGAUCAGACCGGGGCUAAUAUUUCCCGGAAUGUCCACAUCGGAGAUGAGAAGAAUGACCGGUUUUACUCUCAUGGUAAGUCGUUGACUCGUUUGACUGUUCAGACUGUGAUCAAAGCCGCCGUCACCGCCAAGACCCGGCCGUUGCCCGUUAAUCCCAAGAGUGGGGUCUACUUGUUGCUCACUUCCGACGACGUGUACGUUCAGGAUUUCUGCAACAACGUCUGCGGCUUCCAUUACUUCACCUUCCCGUCCAUCGUGGGCUACACGCUCCCGUACGCGUGGGUGGGGAACUCCGCCAAGCUCUGCCCGGGCACGUGCGCCUACCCCUUCGCCGUGCCCAGCUACAUUCCCGGCCUGAAAGCCGUGAAAUCCCCUAACGGCGACGUGGGGGUGGACGGGAUGAUAAGCGUGAUAGGCCACGAGAUUGCGGAGCUGUCCACGAACCCGUUGGUGAACGCGUGGUACGCCGGCGGGGACCCCGUCUUCCCGGUGGAAAUCGCGGAUCUCUGUGAAGGCAUAUACGGCACCGGCGGCGGCGGCUCCUACACCGGCCAAAUGUUGAACGGCGGAGACGGCGCCACCUACAACAUGAACGGGAUUAGACGGCGCUACUUGGUCCAGUGGCUCUGGAACCAUUACAAAAAUUACUGUUCUGGCCCCAACGCUCUCGACCAGUAAACGCUCAUCGCCGUGACGCCGUCAGUUUACUGUUCCAUUCAUUCUUUCCACUUUCCAUGCCGCCUUUGCUAUUCCCGUUGUACCCCUUCCCUUUUUCGUGUUUGUUAUCCAUCUCAUCUGUUAAUCCCCUGUUAAUGGAUAAUUAUAUUAGUUGAUUAUUAAGCUUUGUCUGAAUUCUAAUACGUACUAUAAAUAAUUAACGUUGUUUCAUCUUGUUUUGUACUGUAUACAAUAGUAAAAAUGUUGUGUUAUUCUGAAAGCUAA